Molecule: messenger RNA, 3651 nt
Organism: Meyerozyma guilliermondii ATCC 6260
Lineage: Eukaryota; Fungi; Ascomycota; Pichiomycetes; Serinales; Debaryomycetaceae
Gene: MYO5
Product: myosin 5
Exons: 1
Coding region: 1-3651 (1216 amino acids)
Biological process (GO): vesicle transport along actin filament; actin filament organization; endocytosis
Cellular component (GO): cytoplasm; vesicle; actin cortical patch
Molecular function (GO): actin filament binding; microfilament motor activity; ATP binding
Source: RefSeq, a predicted model, not a curated record
AUGAACAACACCAUCUAUACCUAUAUUGGCCAUGUGUUGAUCUCGGUGAAUCCAUUCCAGGACUUGGGCAUAUAUACAAAGGAGUAUUUGAACAUGUACAAGGGUAAAAAUCGACUCGAAGUUCCACCCCAUGUGUUUGCCAUUGCUGAGUCCAUGUACUAUCAUCUCAAGUCGUACGGAGAGAGCCAGUGUGUAAUUAUCUCGGGUGAAUCAGGUGCGGGCAAGACUGAAGCCGCCAAGCAGAUCAUGCAAUAUAUUGCCAAUGUGUCUGUAGAUGAUAAGGUAUCCACGACAUCUGAGAUCACUCAGAUUAAAGAUAUGGUUCUCGCCACGAAUCCGCUCUUGGAAUCUUUUGGAUGUGCCAAGACUUUGAGAAACAACAAUUCGUCCCGUCAUGGUAAAUAUCUCGAAAUUUAUUUCAAUCCGUCCAACUAUCAACCUGUGGCUGCCCAUAUAACAAACUACCUUUUAGAGAAACAGAGAGUUGUGUCACAAAUCACAAACGAGCGAAACUUCCAUAUAUUUUACCAAUUGACAAAGCUGUGUCCGCCAGAGUACAAGCAGCUGUUUGGACUUCAAGGCCCAGAGACUUACGUCUACACUUCGGCUGCAAAAUGUAUUGACGUUGAGGGUAUCAACGAUGGUAAGGACUUUGCUGAGACGUUGCAAGCUAUGAAUACGAUCGGCUUGAGCAAGGCGGAACAGGACAAUAUCUUUCGUUCCUUGGCACUGAUCUUGUGGAUAGGUAACAUUUCCUUUGUGGAAAAUGAAGAUGGGAACGCAGCAAUUCGAGAUGAUACAGUGACGACUUUUGUGGCAUACUUGCUUGAAGUCGAUGCCAACGUAUUGAAGAAAUCAAUCCUCGAAAGAGUUAUCGAAACGAGCCACGGUAUGAGACGAGGCUCAACUUAUCAUGUCCCUUUGAACAUUGUCCAAGCAACAGCCCUGAGAGACGCUUUAGCGAAGGGUAUUUACAAUUAUUUGUUUGACUGGAUUGUUGAGCGUGUGAAUAUCUCUCUCCGUGGCCGUGCAGAAGCGAUGGAAAAGAAGACUAUCGGUAUUUUGGAUAUUUAUGGUUUCGAGAUUUUCGAGCAUAAUUCCUUCGAGCAAAUUUGUAUCAACUACGUGAACGAGAAACUUCAGCAGAUUUUUAUUCAGUUGACUUUGAAAGCGGAACAAGAUGAAUACGUUCAGGAACAGAUCAAGUGGACUCCCAUCGACUACUUCAACAACAAAGUCGUUUGUGACCUUAUAGAAGCAACCCGCCCACAACCUGGUCUUUUUGCUGCUUUGAACGACUCCAUCAAAACAGCACAUGCUGACUCCGAUGCUGCUGACCAGGUGUUUGCUCAGAGACUCAGUAUGGUGGGAGCAAACAAUCGUCACUUUGAAGAUCGUAAAGGCAAAUUUAUCAUUAAACAUUAUGCCGGCGACGUGGUAUACGAUGUUGCAGGUAUGACUGAUAAGAAUAAGGAUGCUAUGUUACGUGACCUUUUGGAAAUGUUGUCAACGUCUCAGAAUACCUUCGUGAACCUGGUUCUCUUCCCACCCGAUUUAUUGGCAGUGUUAACUGAUAAAAAGAAGAGACCCGAAACAGCGUCCGACAAGAUCAAGAAGAGUGCUAAUUUGUUGGUGGAUACUCUUUCACAGUGCCAACCCUCUUAUAUUAGAACUAUCAAACCAAAUCAGACAAAGAGACCCAAAGAAUAUGACAAUGCUCAAGUUUUACAUCAAGUGAAAUAUUUGGGAUUGAAGGAGAAUGUGCGGAUUAGAAGAGCUGGUUUUGCCUAUCGUACCACCUUUGACAAGUUUGUGCAGAGAUUCUAUCUUUUGUCUCCCAAAACUGGGUACGCAGGCGAUUACAUCUGGAAUGGAGAUGAUAUUUCGGCCGUCAGAGAAAUCUUAAAGUCGUGUCACAUUCCUGACACUGAGUUUCAAAUGGGAACUUCGAAGGUAUUUAUCAAGACGCCAGAAACCCUUUUUGCUAUGGAAGACAUGCGUGACAAAUACUGGCACAAUAUGGCGGCACGUAUCCAGAGGGCAUGGCGCCGCUACGUCAAACGUAAAGAGGAUGCUGCGAGACUUAUUCAGAAUGCUUGGAAAGUCAAAAAACAUGGUAACCAAUUUGAACAGCUUCGUGACUAUGGAAAUGGGUUGUUGCAAGGUAGAAAGGAAAGAAGAAGAAUGUCUAUGCUCGGUUCAAGAGCUUUUAUGGGUGACUAUUUGGGUUGUAACUACAGCUCUGGAUUCGGUAGGUUUGUAUUGAACCAGGUUGGCCUCAACGAGCACGUCGUUUUUUCAGGGAAAGGUGAGAUUCUCUUAUCAAAGUUUGGAAGAUCUUCAAAGAGACUUCCAAGAAUCUUUGUGUUGGGUAGAUCUUCGCUCUAUAUUAUAGCGGAGAAUCUCGUUGAGAGACGGCUUCAAUUGCUGAAAGAGUUUGUGAUUCCUAUUAACAGUAUUAACUACGUUGGUCUUUCUACUUUCCAGGACAACUGGUUAGCUGUUUCCCUCCAUUCGCCUACACCUACAACUCCAGAUGUACUCAUCAAUCUUGAUUUUAAGACAGAAUUGGUCACUCACUUGAAGAAACUCAAUCCUGGUUUAACGAUCAAGAUUGGGCCCACUAUUGAAUAUCAAAAGAAGCCUGGAAAGUUCCACACUGUCAAGUUUGUAAGAAGUGAUGUGUCGACCAUUCCUAUUCAUGGCGAUGUUUACAAGUCGGGUACAGUCUCUGUUCGUCCUGGUCUUUCACCCGACAGUCAGAACCCCAAAAGACCUAGAGCUACAUCUUCGAAAGUGGACUAUAGCAAGUACUAUAAUCGUGGUGGGCGUCUUGCUCCAGCACGGACCGUUCCUCCAGCUCAUCCUACUUCCCAACAGAGGACACCUGUGGCUCCACCAAGCCAUGCAACACAACAGCAACCUUCGUACCCUACUCCAGUCGCACCUGUUCACCAGCAGCCUAACAACCAUGUACGCAAGGUUCCUCCUCCUGCUCCUUCUUUGAACAAUAACCAUCAGGAAGCAGUUACCGCUGCGACCGCUGCUAUGAAUCAUGUCAACAUACAACAACCUGCCACUGUGGUACAGAACCACAAUUCCAACCCAACGGCACCUUCAAGACCAGCUAAAAAGGCUGCUCCAGCACCUCCAGUUAAAAAGACUGCUCCUCCCCCACCUCCAUCUUUAUCAGCGGCCAAGCCAAAGUGGCCCACAUUCAAGGCCAACUAUGACUACGAUGGUUCUGUCAGUGGCUCGAUGGCAUUGAGUGCCAAUGACAUUGUAUACAUCACCCAGAACAACGGACAAUGGUCAUUGGCCAAAUCGUUGGACGAGUCCAAAGAGGGCUGGGUUCCAACAGCAUACAUUUCCGAGUGUCCUCCACCGCUGAACCUUGGGGGAUCCAAGUCUCCUCCACCUCCUCCACCUCCAUCUGCAACUACCAGGACCGUUCCUGAACAAGGAGGGAAUGCUGCUGCUGCGGCACUGACACAACAGGAAGGUGGACUUUCAAAUGGAUUGGCAGGAGCUCUUCUUGCUAAGAAAAAUGAGGAGACAAAUCUUGCUGGAUCUAUUGCGGAUGCUCUCAAGAAGAGGUCUGCAACGAGAGACAGCGAUGAUGAAGAAGAGGACGAUGAUGACGAUUGGUAG